CAUGGGUGCAUUAUUUCUUAUAUGAUAGUCCGAUCCAGUUUGGGGUCAAAUUUCAAAGCCUGCUAAACCAAGGAGUUGAUUAAGCCAAUCUGGCAACCCUGUUGGGAUUAGUUUAGCUGAAGCGCUGCAUCGUUUCAAACCGAAGUGGAGACGCUGAGUGGAGCUCUGUCAAACUUUUUCUCACUGAAGAAACUAAAAGCCAACUAUGUUGAUUUUUCAUUAGUAGUUCGGUGUUUCCUUCUGUACUUUUAAUUGUAUUUGAAGACUCUGAGCACUGUAGGUCGGGCUGAGGACCAGCUUUUCGGCGUUUUUCUCCUCUGGUUUAUCGAUUACAGGAGCUCCACGUCGUCCCAAUGACUUCAGGACCAUAGCUGAUUUCCUGCUUUGUUUUGGACGUCCUUCUGCAGUUAAAAUGGCCGAUGCGGACGGGCUUGUCUCUGAUGAGACGGCAAAAAGCCCUGAAGAUCCAUGUCUGUUAGAAAUUGUCAGGAACUAUGAAAUUGUCCCAGCUGUUAUCUCAUCUACAUGCUGCCUUUUUGGAAUCAUCUACUGCUUUUUUGGUUAUCGCUGCUUCAAAGCCAUCAUGUUCCUGUCGGGUCUGUUGUUUGGCUCUGUGAUUAUUUUCCUGCUGUGCUAUAAGGAGCGAGUGUUGGACACACAGCUGAGCAUAGAGGCAAGUGCUGGCAUUGGCCUGGGCAUUGGACUUCUGUGUGGCCUCGUCACUAUGCUAGUGCGCAGCGUUGGCCUCUUUAUGACUGGAAUCCUGCUUGGCCUGCUCCUUGCCAUCGCUGGGCUUUUGCUCACACACCAGCUGUACACACCCAACACCCUGUGGGUACCUGUAGGUGUCCUCCUUGGCACUGGCAUGCUGUGUGCCGUUUUAACUCUUCAGUGGCAGAAGCUUUUCACAAUCAUCUCCACAGCUGUGUUUGGCGCUGCCAUCAUGACAGUGUGUGCUGAUUACUUUGUGGAGUUGCUGAUGCUGGUCACACACAUUUAUGACUGUCUGCGUCUCACCCGGUCUGCACCUCUGUGCUGGUUCAGUUGGGUCAUUCUGGGCAUAUGGCCUAUGCUGAGUAUUAUGGGAGCAUUAGUGCAGUGGAAACUCACAGCUGAAGGUUUUUCUCACACUGAAGUGAUCAUAAACAGAAGACAGAGGAGGUUGCAGCUGAUGAGAAUAAGACAGAAAGAUGUGAAAAAGCUGCAACUGUCUGCAGGUCAGGAGGGGACGUAUCGCCGUAAACCAACUCCUGUUAAACGCUACGCUGGAGAUCUUCUAGCUCCAAGUUACCUCCAGACACUCCGGGAGCGUCAAAUGGGCACCGGCACAUCCGUGAGCAGCCUUAGUACCGCUAACCAUACCAUGGUGGAUAUGGAUUAUGAUACUGGAUCUACAGUUCCACUCACACAUACCACAGCAGCAUCAUGCACCUGAAUAUGAACUGCGUUCCUCAGUGGUUAUCGGACUAGCUGUCCAGAUUUGAAGAAAACAAGAUUGUGUGGUACUUCAUAGUAAAUUCAGAUGGUAUGACUGAGAUUUUGGUCAGGUCCAAAACUCAACUGUAAGAACAGUUUUUUUUUUUUAUUACUUUUAAAACUUUAAUACAGUUUUGUCUGAUUCAAAUUAAGGCUUCAUCAUUGAUUCUUAUUAGACACUGUCUUAUUAAUUGAAAGCAAUAGGAGUGAGUAGCAUCGACAGAUAAAAAUCUGUACAUGGUGUGUGACCAGUUGUACAUUUAUAUUUUACACAGUGGAUUUUUUUCACCACUGGUGGAACAGAACUGCUCAGCUCUGCCCCGUUUCAGCAGGAAUGUAUUUGUGAUUUCUGUGAUGUUUGUAGAAAAGGUGAGCAGUUGCAAUUUAGCUUACAGACUACAGAGGGCUCUAUAACAUCAAAAGAUUGAAGUAAGUAUCUGAUCUUGAAGACAUAGGACCCUCUGUUUAAAACUGUGUGACAGGUUUUUUUUUAUUUUUUAUAAAGCCUAUGGGUUUAAAAAAAAACAGUCCUGGAUGGACUUGAACUCUGGACCUAAUUGUAGGGAGAAAUAGGUUUUUCAUAUUCAAAUUGUUAGGACUUCAUUAGAUCACUCUAUCUGGAGUGUAAAUGGACUUUUAAUAUCAGUUGGCAACUAAUAACCAACAAACCAAUUAAACAGUAUUUAUUUUUUAGAAUGGCAUGCCAUCACAAUAUUUACUUUCAACCUGCUACUUAUUACAUGCUAUUGGGAUAAUUAGGUUUGGUAAAACAGUUCCUGUAUUUCCAUGACUAUAAGAUGCUUUCUUGAUUCCCAUUGCACAUAUUGUGAUUUAUACGGUGAAGUGAUAUUCUUAAAGUUAUUUGACCAAAUUGUACCCAAAUAAAAAAAAACUCAAUUCAUUUAAUUAAUAAGAGAAUUUUAGUAAAGUGAAUAUAAUUAUCGUGUUCAUCUCAUUUAAGCAAAUACUACAAAAUGUUUGACUGAGAACAGUGAGCUAUGGAAGUUUUUUUUUUUUUUCUCCGUCAUGUUAGUUUACACUCAGGUAAGCAGUUUUUAUGAAGUAGGAAACUUGUUACGCUGACAUGAUUUGUGGAUCAGUUACAGCUACCGAGAUUAACGCACUAUAAACAAAUGUAACGUACACCAACAUGCUUUAUAACAAAACAACCUUCAAUAUUGCAGGCAGUGUAAAGUGCAUAUUAUACUCCGGGAAAUACAGUAUUAGUAAAUUCGAUAAUGUAGGAGAAAGUGAUGUGAAUGUGUGAAAAGAUGGAGGGCAUCUAGGAGAUACAUUAAAAUCUAGGAUUUCUCUCUCUGUUCCUCCUGCCUGAAAUGUCUACCUUAUUGGUAAUAUUUGUUUGAGAGAGAGAGAAUACACACACAAAACAUGCAUCUGGGAUAAUGUUUAUGACUCUGUUUGAAAUCCUUCGGAGAAUUGUGGAAUGACUCGAUCAUUUUGUGUCUCUACAUUUUAUUUUCUUUCGAUCUGUGGGUUUGUACAAUAGUGUAUAAUUGAUUUACAUGUCUAUUAGUGUUGAUCAAAUGCAUUUGUCAUUUUCCACAAACGUUGUUUUGUGAACUGUUUGAUCAGCUCGUUUUUAUUUUAUUUUUAAGGGCAGUGUCUGGACAUGAGUGCAAAAGAAAUGUGGAAUCUGCAGUACAGUUAUUACCUGCUUAAAAUAUUUGUCAAACUAAUUUCUCAUCUUCCCAUUUUUUUUUUUUUAAAACCAUAGGAGCUGCUUGUAUCUCUGUUUUUAAUGUAAUGAGAUGUUAGUAGGAGAUGUGAGUUUCUGCACUUAAAGCUGUGUUUAUCAGUGCCUUCAGGUCAGAUGACUCUAAACGACCAGUCUUUGCGCUUUCUGUGUUUUUGUUCUGGUCUGAGUAUAAGAUGCUUCCGUUAUCCCUCUAGAAAAUGACCCUUUUAUGAUUUAACACCAGGUUUUACUUUUGUUUUUGGGACCCGUUCAAUAUGUCUGAACAUGUCAUUUCACUACCAUUAAAAAUAAUCUGUACACAAUAAUCAAAUUGUUUACUGUAAAGAAAACUAAAUAUACUAGACACUUUACAUUAAUCUCAGUCUUGGUUUGUAUUGUAAAUAUCUGUAUAAUUUAAUUCUUGCUAGUUUAGCAUGACUAUACUUUAUUUGAUUGAUUCAAGAAAAGUUAUCCUUCAGACAUUUUUUAUGUACCAAUUAUUAUAUAAUAUUUUAUUAUAUAAGAUUGUGAUCUCAUUUCUUUUUGUAAGAUCUUAUUCUGGUAACACUAUGGUAGAAACUGAGACAAGAAACGUGACAAAUGUGUAUGUGAAAUAAAAUUUGAUUUGAUUUGAUUUGAAA
This is a messenger RNA of Silurus meridionalis, 3813 nucleotides long. RefSeq names its product transmembrane protein 198-like. The record is from RefSeq and is a predicted model, not a curated record. Bases 413 to 1435 code for a protein of 340 amino acids. Lineage: Eukaryota; Metazoa; Chordata; Actinopteri; Siluriformes; Siluridae. The transcript has 6 exons. Gene Ontology annotation, cellular component: plasma membrane.